ACCGACUCUUUCGGUGGUGAACCCAUUGGAAGCAGCAGAUCGUUCGUUAUUCUUUCCUCAGCCUCUCCUGCAGAGUAGUUCCCCCUUCCAUUUCGACCACGGGAGCAGAGUGACGCAAAGGGGGCCCACUCAGGAUCCGGGGUCUCAGGUACCAGCGCGCAGCUGGGACGGGUGGUCAGAUUGCGGGGUAGUGGGUACAUAGAGUACCAAUCGCCGCUAGCUCGCUACCUGUUCAGAGUCACCCAGCCGCAGCAGCUACGCAAGUACCGGUGCAGCAUGCGACCGGUACCCGCAAACCCCUGCUCCGACAAGCCAUCGAGCCACUUCGACGCCGCAACUCGGAGUAAACUGCCCAUCGUCAGGGUCCCAUGCCGGCUUCCUGCUCCUAUCGUUACUACCGCCCACCCGUUUGAAUAUCGACACCUCCGGUCUUUCCUUGACCGUUGACAUCAGCCCAAGGACACCUGCCGCCGAAUACCAAAAAGCGUGUCCCUUGUGCUGCGGAUUUCCGACGUCGGAUGGCCCAAAGAACCCGCCGGGCGUGGCUGGGGCUGUUCUUCCCUCGCUUCAUUUUAGGGCCUUGUGGCAGCUCGACCGUUUUGGCCCGAGCAUGGCUCCUUGCAACGACUCCAUCGUGACAGUCUGCAGCGACGUGGCACAUGACCAUACUCACGCUCGGCGACUGCCGCUUCUUGCACUCUCUUCCAGUUGCGUUUGUCAUAAGUUACACAAGUGACAUCUGCCUACCUACAGAGACCAUACGAAGCUCCACGACAAUAAUCUCAGCUUCAACGAUGGCGAAUGGAGUCUUUGAUGGGUCUUCUCCAUCGUCAGCUGGCCAGUGCCUGCCCCGAUUCCGGAUCUUCCUCCCAACCCAUUUCUUCCUCAACAAGUCUGGAAUGCUGAUGCAUAUUGCUGGACGUGACCCGUAUGACUGGAGUUCCGCGUUUUAAUCUCGGUCCCCAAAACCCCUGAACCCGCCAAGCUCGUCAGGUCGCCGAGCCACAUCCAAUUGACCAAUGGGGCCCACUCGGUCCAGUCGGAGAGCUUUCUGGAGCUCCCUAGAAGCGAACAUCUGCCCGCCAUGUCACCAUUCCAUUGAUGUCGCAAUGCUUUCGGACUGCACCUCUCAUUUGGGUCAUCAUCAGCACACCAAACUUCUGUCAUAGGAGACUCGUCACCUACCCGCUUUUUCUGCCGCUGUUUCGAUACGACGCAAAGACUGAACGUCCCGAGAACGACAGCAGAAUAGACCCCCUUGACUCGCGCAAUUCGGUUCUCCGCCGUCUGUGCUCUUUGCCCCUCUGAUCUACUAACAGGCCAACCGUCAUGACAGCGCGCUUGACGUGGUUCCCAUUUUACCUGCCGCAUUCCUCUCAAUGCUGCCGUCUCAUUCGUCGGCUAACGGCCGUUCCCCCCGAUCAGCUCAAACGGCCUCCGGCUCCGUACCCAGGCUCGACCAUCGGACCUCUUGACUCUGUCUAGUCCGAUCAGCUAACUUGUUCAAGUGCUCUUGGGUCUGAGGACCCCUAUAAUGCACGUGUGCAGUCACCAUUUGUGGAUGUCAAGUCACGUCAGUGACGGAGGAGCGGGUGUUUUCAAGGUUUUUGCUAUUGCAAGAGUCAUGAGAGUCAAAUAGGUGGACAGGCAGAUAGGUAGUAGGCAAGCCAGAGAGAAUUGUCCAUCUUGUGAACCGCCUCUGAGGCGGGGUCCGCGAUAUUGACGAGGCAUGCUGCUGGUAACUGGCGGGGUCUCGGCUUCCCCACAGGUCCCGUGAUCAUCAUGCCAACCGAUUCCUUUUGCACCCUCUUCCGCACAUCGGCAGGUCCCGACCCGUCAGUGCUGGUGGUCUAUCGAGUGAGUCAAGCUUCCAGGUUGUAUCACGACGAUUCGCCACGCUUUGUUGGGCAGUCCGGAAACGGUAAGUAGCAUCAAGUAGAUACGUCGUGCCACUGAGUCAUCGAACCUUCGCCCAAUUUCCACAACACACGACUCUCAAGUUGACUCGAGCUUCUCGAAGGGCAUGGCGAGAGCUCAAGAUCAGAUCGCGCGAUUUUCACCCUUCAUUUGACGACACAAGAAGCACGACGUGGAUCUUCGUUGAGACGAUGCCGUCUCGAAGGUUCUAGACCAGCUUACCACCGACCACUGUUGCUGUCGGAGACGUCGAAUAAGACUCUAGUCGCCUCGGUACUAUCAACAGCUAUCUCCGAUUCAGCCUAUCUAUGUUGAGGACACGUUGCAAAUGCCAGCCCUCGACUUGCAUUGUGCCUCAAGUGCCGCCGCUCAGUUAUUCAGAUGUCGCCAUGCUCGAGAACCGCCCUUGCAAGCAGCCUGGAAUCUCCCAGAUGAAGAAACGCAAUGCUCCGUUGUCAAGUCUCUUCCAAAGAAUUCGCAAGGUAGCAUGGUGUCUCCAGCUUGAUAAGAAAGUCACUUGCCAAUAUUCUGUGUCAGUAAUAAUAAGUGUCCGAAGAAAAGAACACUGCUCUGUGAUCGUCCACAGUGAGGCAAGCUUAGAGUAACAUGUUCAAGAACUUUCGACUCUAUAUCACCACAAAGAGAGACAAAUGGCCUCGAUGCCACGCGCUUGUGAUCAUCGAAAAUGCAGCUCUAGGUCUUUUUCUGCCUCGUUAGGGUUCGACAACGAAUCCAAUGGACCGGGAGAUGACAAAUGCCUCAGUACGAGAGAUGGGUUUACUUUUUCUCCCGACACGCCCAACUGGCACGAUAUAAACAUGUGUCGUGAUGUCUUAGGUUAGAAAUAUGAGUGUGUCUAUCGCGACUAUUCAAGUUAUGGGAACUGGUUAGGUGUAUGUAACCCAGUUUUAGAUCAGCCAGUGGACUGAAGCCUGUUAGAUUCAUAUGACUCGAAACACGACACGCAGUCAGGAGAUAGGUAGACAAUGGCAAACACGCUGAGAGGCGAGUGAUCAGGAGCAACCGAGUCUGCAUCGACUAUGAAAAUAUGAC
Molecule: messenger RNA, 2970 nt
Organism: Colletotrichum destructivum
Lineage: Eukaryota; Fungi; Ascomycota; Sordariomycetes; Glomerellales; Glomerellaceae
Exons: 1
Coding region: 2226-2522 (98 amino acids)
Source: RefSeq, a predicted model, not a curated record